AUGAAGACAAUCUUGAGUUGGUCUUCUAUGUCUUCAUAUGGAUCUGUAUUGGAUACAGGGGUCCCCUGGGCGUUAAUCAAAUGGUACAAACUCAUUAGGAGUAAAGGACCAUCACACGCAAUAACUUUCCAGGAGGUGCUUGAUUUGUUAGAUAAUCAUCUUGCCACACUUCCAAAGGAGCUUUCCCCUGAGCUUCUGUUUGCAUGGAAGGUCCUUAAGGGACUUCCAGUACCUAAUGUUCCUGUCACUACUACUGCAGGUCUUACACUGACUGGAUUCCCACAGUGUUUGAGUCAGGGCUUAAAAGGACAUCCAGGUGUGGGGAAGGAAGGCAGGAACACUCAACUAGAGCAAUUAGAUGCCAUCAUGGAUGCUCCAGUGCAGGCUAGCCAGCCUAAGGGCUCUAACUCUUUUGAUUCAACUGUUCCUGUAAACCCUGUUGCUCCCAAACCUCCCUGCAAGGGUCAUGGAGAAAAAGCAACCCCCUCCCCAUAUCAUAUCUCAGAGCAACUGAUUUCCAAUGCCAUGACUCCCAAUGUUAUGACUCCCAAUGUUACAAUUCCAAAUGCCAAGAUUCCCAGAGCACACCCGAAAACAAAGACCAUUGUUCCUCCUCCACUGAGCAUGGCAGCAGUGAACAGCCAGCCCACUCCUAUACAAUGCAAAGAUGGUGAAUGGUUUAGAUUUUCACCUCACAUUGUCCCCCCUGGUAUGGAACCUGACCUCAAGGCUUUAAACAACUCAUUCAUGGCUGCAGCUGAAGUGGCACACAUUUUGUCCACUUCCAAUGCUUCUCAAUGUCAGCUUCCUGGUAUUGUUCCUAAUGCUUUUGGCAGUUGUCUUGUUAGUGGUGAAGACUCAUCACAGAUGGUAUUCUUGAGGAUGAUGACUUCAAUCACUGCAGCAGAUGACCACUUUUACCAGAAUUUGGACCCUGCCCUCUGGCCAACUGCAUCACAAAGUACAGAAUCCAAAAGUUCCAACUCUAGUGAGGGUGAGAGUUCAUCUGACAAUGAUAGCAAGGAUGAGCAAAUUGGUUGGGGGGGAAUUGGUGGGCAUCAUAGCACACACCCUGGUUUUUCUGGGGAAGGGCGACCAUCCCAACCUCAGGUGGUGUCCACUCUUCCCCCAGAUUUUGAAUUUCAAUAUUCAUGUGAUGAAGAUGACCAAGUGGCUGAGAAAAAUUUGGUGGUUGACAGCAGCUCAAGCGAUAGUGAUGUGUCAAUGGAUGUCAGGAGUACUGCUGAGGUGGCUAAAUCUUCGGUAAAAUCCAAGGAGGUUGGGGGGCCUAGUGCCACCCAACUGGGUUGGUAUGGUCCUCACUGGAAGAGUUUCCUUGAGGAUGCCAAGGGAGAGUGUUGUGCACAGCAAGCAUUGGAAAACCCCUUCCUGAAGCUUGUUGAGGAUCUGCCAAUCUCUAUCACAGAAUCUCUUUCAGCAUCCCUCAUAAAAUGGCUCAAAAAUGGUGGACAAAUUGAACCCAGACAUUUACCAGACAUGUGGCCUGCUCACAAGGCUGAUAUGGCAAGGCUGCUGUAUGAUGAUUUGGCAACAUGGUGUUUGGACCUCAAAAAAAUUGCCAUCAUGCCUUCUGCAUACAAUCUUGUCCCCUCAUCCACUAUCCCCAUUCAACAAUGCACAACCUGGAUUGAAAACACUGCCACAGAUUUACUAGAAGUUUCCAUGUACCUUCAUAAUGGAGUGGAUGAGUUGGGAGAAACUAGGAACUUUGCUCACCUUGGGCUUUGCAAGGCUGCCAUAGUUUUCCUGUACACUGGACCCUAUCAUAUUGCUCAUUGGCAACCCAAUAUAUUUAGGAAGGAGAUACCAUUGACUUGCUUAGCUCUUGUCUGCACAGUGUUGAAUUGCAUCUUUGAUGGCCUUGUUAAAAAUGGGAACAGAAAAUCUUUCCCAAAGUUCACUGCUAAGGAGUAUGAACCCAUUUACAAAACAAUGCUCCAGCUUCUCCAAACUGUCAUGGAAGACCUUUACCACAGUCCCAGGCUGGUGCAGCAGCUUCAUGCAUGGGCUGAAGCCAGAUGGUGA
Messenger RNA from Suillus subaureus, 2046 nucleotides. RefSeq lists its product as uncharacterized. The record is from RefSeq and is a predicted model, not a curated record. The transcript has 12 exons. Lineage: Eukaryota; Fungi; Basidiomycota; Agaricomycetes; Boletales; Suillaceae. The coding region runs from base 1 to 2046 and encodes 681 amino acids.